UGGCGCUGUUACACAUCAGCGGACAGAGUCGAGGGCAUAAGCAACUUUGUUGUGGAAGUUAUUAUUUCUGCUUUUGGGAUAAAAUGACAAAGAUGGCGAGCGGCAGCAGCCGGUUGGUGAUGAGGGCCAUCAGAGUGAGUGAGUUUGGAGCUCCGUCCGUCCUAAAACUGUGCUCUGAUGUCCCCGUGCCCCAGCCUGGACACAGACAGGUGUUGAUUCGUGUCCAUGCCUGUGGUGUGAACCCUGUGGAAACCUACAUCCGUGCUGGGGUGUACAGCCGUAAGCCCACCCUGCCAUAUACACCAGGCACAGAUGUAGCUGGAGUGGUGGAGAAUGUUGGAGAAGGAGUGGUUUCAGUCAAGGCAGGAGAUCGUGUCUUCACCACAGCCACCGAAUCGGGAGCUUAUGCAGAGUUCACUGUGGCAGCAGACGAGUCUGUUCACAAACUGCCUGAUGCCUUAGAUUUCACACAGGGAGCAGCCGUAGGCAUCCCUUACUUCACUGCCCACAGAGCUCUGAUUCAGAAAGGCCGCUCCAAGGCUGGAGAGACUGUUCUCAUCCAUGGAGCAAGUGGAGGGGUGGGCGUUGCUGCAUGCCAGUUGUCCCGUGCCCUCGGUCUGAAGGUGUUGGGAACAGCAGGGACGGCAGAAGGAAUGAAGCUGGUCUUGAACAAUGGGGCCCACGUGGUAUUCAAUCACAGAGAAGAGGGAUACACCGAGAAAAUCCUGGAGGCCACAGGGGGCAGAGGUGUUGAUGUGGUAGUGGAGAUGCUGUCAAACAUCAAUCUGAGCAAAGACCUCCAGAUGCUGGCAUAUGGAGGACGUGUGAUGGUUGUUGGCUGCAGGGGCACUGUGGAGAUCAACCCCAGAGACACCAUGGCGAAAGAGAGCAGCAUCACAGGAGUGGCUCUUUUCCAUGCGACAAUGGAGGAGAAGAAGGAGAGUGCAGCGUUUAUCUACGCAGGAAUGGAAGCUGGCUGGCUGCGUCCAGUCGUUGGUCAACAAUACCCACUUGACAAAGCCUCUCAGGCUCACCAUGAUAUCAUCGAGUCUCCUGGAGCAGCGGGAAAAAUGGUCCUCCUGCCAUAAGAAGAGAAGAAUUCCUGAAAACAAAAGAACUGGCUCAAUAAUUGCUGGCUGUAUUUGUGUGACCCACACUUACAAUAAAUAACACUGUAAUCAUUGUUUUAUUAAUUAUUUAUUGAUUUGGCUUUUUAAAUAAUAAAAUCCAUUUGUCGUUA
Molecule: messenger RNA, 1240 nt
Organism: Cynoglossus semilaevis (tongue sole)
Lineage: Eukaryota; Metazoa; Chordata; Actinopteri; Pleuronectiformes; Cynoglossidae
Gene: cryz
Product: crystallin, zeta (quinone reductase)
Exons: 8
Coding region: 84-1088 (334 amino acids)
Cellular component (GO): cytosol
Molecular function (GO): quinone reductase (NADPH) activity; mRNA 3'-UTR binding; NADPH binding
Source: RefSeq, a predicted model, not a curated record